Molecule: messenger RNA, 5350 nt
Organism: Cydia pomonella (codling moth)
Lineage: Eukaryota; Metazoa; Arthropoda; Insecta; Lepidoptera; Tortricidae
Product: beta-1,4-glucuronyltransferase 1-like
Exons: 5
Coding region: 644-1993 (449 amino acids)
Molecular function (GO): glucuronosyltransferase activity
Source: RefSeq, a predicted model, not a curated record
AAAGGCCUGUAGGGGUCGAUUGGGCCGGUAACGCGCAUGUGAUACCACUGGCGAACAUUUAGCAACAGGUGGGUAUGUACAGUCAAUAGAUUUAAUUUGUGAUUUCGUACCUUCUCACAGUGACAAUAGUAUGGGGUCUCUAGCGACUUUCAUGUUGUUUGUCACUGUGAGAAGGUACGAAAUGGGUCACAAAUUAAAUGUUUUCACUGUACGCUUGAUAGCCACCGUUUAAAAUAUUAAUGAUACUAUGUGAGGGAAGCAACCCAUCUGUUCUGAGAGGUAUUUUGUGCGCAUGCCUGGAUUCCAUACAUGCGCGGUACGGGCACCACCCAGUCACUAUUUAUAUUAUUUUAUAAUAAAAACACACAAAAUCUUCUAUCUAAACCUAAAUUUGAAAGCUACAAGCGAUAAAAACGUAUUUAAAAUAAUUGCCCUGGUUAAACAUUUGAUAAAGUUAUCACGAUUUUUCUACGUAUGAGUGUGUGUGAGAAAUAACCUUCAAAUUGACAUAUUUGGUGUUUUUUCUGCAUUUGAAAAGUAUUUUUUAUUGUUGUUGAUUGUUGGUUAUAGUGAAUAGUGUGUCUGUAAAUUGAAAUUAUUAAAAUUGACCGGAGUUCGUCUCUGAGGAUGAGCAAGUAAUGUGAUGGCCGUGCUGCGGUACCACCAGUUUAGGAAACCCAUGUCCGGCUUGCGAGGCGACAAGAUUUGGCGCUGGCGUUGCCAAUGGAGCGUCGUCACCAUCUGCGCUAUCGCACUGGUCCUCUACAACGCCGCCGCCAACAUUUGGCUGCUCCAGCCUCCCUCCUGCCCACCACAUGUCACUCAACCCCCCACCGAACCCCCCACCUGCGAGCCUUGUGACGCAGCCAACCCCAGCGUCGAUGACGACCCUAUUUCAAGGAUAGACUUACGAUUAGGAAGAUGGGAUGGUUCAAGGUCGUACAAGAUGUUUGACUACGCUGCAGUGGGAGAUUUAUACGCAGAACUAUCAUCAGAUCGACGUGUCUGCUUAGCCACUCAAAGCUCAAUAGAGCGACUGCAUGAACUCCUCAGGAUCGCAGCGCAUUGGUCCGGACCCAUAUCGGUGGCGGUCUUCGUUGCUGGGGAUGAAUUAAGACUUCUCAGAGCAUUCGCUAUGUGGCUGUUCCGAUGCCAACCAGAAAUAUACAUGCGAAUAGCUCUUCACGUGGUCACUCCAAGCGAAAGACCAGGAGUCCCAGGACAUGUACCAACUUGGGCGAGGGAUUGCGAAGCGAAACCGCUACCGCCUUAUGAGAUUAAGUCAGAUACAAUGACCUGGAGAGUUAGACAUCCGUAUCCUCAGAAUCACUUGAGGAACCUAGCCAGGAAGAAUUGUCAGACGCCUUAUGUUUUUCUGGUAGAUGUAGAUAUAGUGCCGUCUAAAGGAAUGGCGGAAUCUUUAGAUAAGUUCCUAGCUAAGGCCCCAAAGUGCCCGCUCUGUGCGUACGUGGUGCCGACUUACGAGUUGGAUUUGAGGGUGGCCAGUUUUCCGGCGAACAAGUCGGAGCUGUUGAGGCUGUCGAGGAAGAAGCUGGCGAUACCUUUCCAUAGGAAGGUGUUUAUCUACAACCAGUACGCUUCUAAUUUUACAAGAUGGGAGGCGACGGGCGGCAACGAGAGCGUGCACACGCACGUUAGCCAUAACGUGACCAACUUUGAGCUGCUCUACGAGCCCUUCUACGUAGCGCCCGACACCGUGCCGGGCCACGACGAGCGUUUUUUAGGUUAUGGAUUCACUAGGAACACUCAGGUAUACGAGAUGUUCCUAAUUGGCUACCAGUUCCGAGUCCUAUCCCCAAUCUUCACCAUUCACUGGGGCCUACAAGCUCGAAGAACCAGGCCUCUUUGGCGAGAAAAACAAAACGAAAAGAACCGAAAACACUUCGAGACCUUCAAGAGGGAACUCUUCGCGAGGUACAGGAGAGACCCACUGCAUCUAUUAAGGAGGCCUCCGGCCUCGAAGAAGGCAUAGGCUUCGCUAGGCCGGACGAUGAGGCCCGGCCUUAUAAUAAGUGUUCUUGUGGUAUUGGGAUGUGUUUAAUGUGACAGUCAAGUGAGUUAUAAGUGUUGGAUUUAUAGGGAGGCCUCCGGCCUCUAAAAAAAACCAUAGCCCUCGCUAGGUCUUAUGAUUAGUGCUUGUGGUACUGUUUUGAUGUGUUGAACAGUGAAGCGCUAAAUUGAAUAGCUUUGUUUUAAAGUAAGGAUAGGAUAUUUUGUUUUAUGUACUUAAUUAGAAAGUGAUAGGAUAUAUCGCUAAAAAUUGUUGGACGCUAAACUUAAAAAAAAAAGGUACAGCUAUCAGAAAAAGUAGCUAAGCGUGAGAGGUAGUCAAAAUUAUAGUGGCUUCUAUAGUAAAAAAAUUCCGAGGUGAUGAUUGCGCUUAAUCUGUUAAACAAAAGCCUUUGUUUCUUUUCAUAUGCAGACCGGUGAGCUCCUGUAUUCGUCUGAAGUUCGUCAUCAGUGGAGAGCAACAAGCUUGUUUAAAAAGCAGCUGUAUCGUGAUAGUAUUAAGGUUCAAAUUUAUGUAACAGCUCAUUCGGAGAUAACACUUUUUGGUAAUGUAGGACGAUCGACCACCCAAAUUCAGGUAAGAAUACACAUCCGAAUGAGCUGUUACAUCCAUUUGAACAUUAUUACUAACACGAUAGUUGCUUUUUAAGCGACAAUGUUGCUUCGGACACGUGCUGAAGACGGGAUCAAGCUGACCAGGACCACUGCAUGAAUGAAACAAUGCCUUUGGUUUAACAGAUUAGGGUUUUAGACGAAAAAAUCAUAUCACAAUAUACCUACACACGCCCUUGCCAAUACAAUGAACAUUUUUCUUAAUUUCUGCAGCGGACUACUACCUUUUAUCAUUCUUAAAGUGUCAAUUUUUAAGCGUUAUGUCCUUUCAGUGUUGUUUGAGUGUAUACGGAUUGCAAAAAAUGACCAAUACACGAGGUUGUUAUGAUUAAAUACUUGCUAUAGACACACAUUUGUAAAUUCGAUACAAUGUUAGCAUUACCUUUUCACCCGCCAUUGACUUGAUAUAGGUAAAGUCAGUACAUUCCGUACCCCACACGCCACGAAUGGAUAUGUUAUACUAGGGUGGCUCAAAUAACCGUUUUCUUUAUUUUCCAACGGGGCACCUAGGGGCAAGUUAUGUAACUUUAUCUCAACUACAAGGGGGUGUUUAACCGCUUAAAAAAAAUGUUACUUCAUUGACGUGGCGGUGAAAGGGUUAAUAAUUGUUGUGUUAGUCAGUAUGCCUUUCUUAUAUUUUGAUAGAGAUGAAAUAUUUUAAACUUCGCGACACACUUACACCGCCAGAGUAUCGAUUUUUGCUGUAAAUAGUUAUUUGUUUUACAAGGGGGCAAAGUUAAUUGUUGUUUAAUCUCUCGUGCUAAUAUUAAUACCCGAGCAAGCGAAAAUUCCAAAAUUGAACCACGAAAAAUGGAUUCUUGAGCGUUGCAAGGGUGCACAUAAGUUUUAACCACACCGAUGCGAGGAAAAUACUAACUGUAAAACGUCAAACCAAAUCAAAUCCAAAUGAGCGUUAUGAAAUAUUUAUCAUUAACAUAAGUAAACAACUCAAAAUAUGCAUCAGAUCACUUUGCUACUCUUAUGGAUAAAAUGCAAUUUUCUCAUCAUUUUUGAACAAUCAACAGUGCCCUACGAGCCGGUGUGGUCAAAAUACUUUAUUAAAUAUGAGUUUAUUAAUAUUUUGACAUGUAUCAUCUCUAUUUAUGACAUUCAGGAGAAUUAAUAUUAUAUAGCGCCAUCUAUAUACCGUGUAUAUUAUUUUUUCGAUUUGUUUCGAUGUUAUACGCUUUAUUUGUUAGUCACUACAAAAUACUACAAAUAUACAUAACAUAACAUAUUUGUUGUCGUUGUCAAUUGUUGUCAAAUUAUGUUGUUUUAUACAUAUCGUUUAUGGAAUAUUGUUCACACGUCAGAUUAGAAUUGCCAUGUGCAGCAGCUGUAUCAGAUAUGCUACUAAUGGUACCUACGUAACUAUAUUGGUACAGUCAUAGACUUUAAUAGGAAAUAUUACGCGAAGUUUCGCGUAGGGGGCGCCACUAUCACAAUCCAUCACAAUCUGAGGAUCUACCACGACAAGAAAAUCUAAAUUUCGCUAUCUAACCUGUCUAUCACUCUUGCGUAUUUGAGCGAUAAAGAUACACAACUAAAUUCCGCGUUUCCCGGUAGGCUCUUUGUAAACAAACCGCCUUGAUGCAUCAGUGUCAUAUUUUAUUAUUCGUGAAAAGUUGUCAAAAACAUUAACACGCAGAGGCCGCACAGUGCACUGUGCGUUAAUGUUUUUGAUGUAUGCCACUGCAGUGGCAUACAUUGUAUGUAAAAUUCGAACUGCCUGUGCUUUUGGCGCAUGUAUAAAACUUCUUUACAAAAUAUUUCAUUAAUUCUUGGUUUAAGAUACAAUGUCAUAGUUAACGUUCAUAACGAAGCAAAAGCGACCCAUCGAUCCAAUGGAUCAUCCUACUUGGAUAAAUAGAUUCUUAUCCUCAUUUUUAGGGUUCCGUACCCAAAGGGUAAAACGGGACCCUAUUACUAAGACUCCGCUGUCCGUCCGUCCGUCCGUCUGUCACCAGGCUGUGUCUCAUGAACCGUGAUAGCUAGACAGUUGAAAUUUUCACAAAUGAUGUAUUUCUGUUGCCGCUAUGACAAGAAAUAUUAAAAAGUACGGAACCCUCGGUGGGCGAGUCCGACUCGCACUUGUCCGAUUUUUUUAUACCACGUCGGUGGCAAACAAGCAUACGGCCCGCCUGAUGGGAAGCAGUCACCGCGCCUAUGUACGUCUGCAGCUUUAGAGUUACAUGCGGGUUGCCGACCAUUUAAAAACCUGUACACUUCUUUUUUGAAGAACCCCAUACUGUAGAGCUUCACCUGUAUUUGUAUAUGUAUAUUAUGUAUGGUCAGACGUAACGGUAUAGACGUAACAUAAUCCCCCAUAUUUACUUAGUUGAUCUAAAUAUUUUAUUAAAAAUUAUGAGUUUUAUAAGGAAUACAAAUGUAUGAACCUGAAGCGAUUAUGUUUUAUUUAUCUGUCACAAUUUUAAGGCUAAAUUCGUUGAAUGCUUAAAAUUAUUUAAGUUGGUACUAAGUGAUACAAAAAUAGGGUAAGUAGGGUAAAUGUAAGUAUAAGCGCACAGGGUUUAUACUUUAUUUUAAAAUGUAUAAAUAAGAGUCUUUAAAAAUAUUUUGUACUGUGAUUUUGUUGGCAUAAUAUUAUUACAUUAAUUAAUAAUUUAAUAAAAUGGCUGGAUAAAUUCAACGGCUUCUAAAUUAUUUUAUCUUUUUAAAACAUCACUUAAUGCACAUAAUGGUUUAU